Messenger RNA from Exophiala spinifera, 2253 nucleotides. RefSeq lists its product as uncharacterized. Lineage: Eukaryota; Fungi; Ascomycota; Eurotiomycetes; Chaetothyriales; Herpotrichiellaceae. The transcript has 3 exons. Gene Ontology annotation, cellular component: nucleus. Gene Ontology annotation, biological process: regulation of transcription by RNA polymerase II. The coding region runs from base 1 to 2253 and encodes 750 amino acids. The record is from RefSeq and is a predicted model, not a curated record. Gene Ontology annotation, molecular function: RNA polymerase II cis-regulatory region sequence-specific DNA binding; DNA-binding transcription activator activity, RNA polymerase II-specific.
AUGUCACCCACUCUUCUUUCUUCCGACCACGAAGAGGACGUCACGACUGAUACUGACUACUUCUCCAGGGGCUUCGACACUCAGCCAGAAGCCAAAGAACAGGAUGCUACGCCCAAACCAUUCGCCGACAACUGGAGAUUCACGCCUUCCAUCAUGGACCCCAACUCGUUCGCGUUUUCAGCCUUUGCAAACCAACCGCCCGGAUACUACACCCCUACACCUGGUGGCUUCGGAACCCUUUAUCAUCCCCAAGCCGGCGACCUGCACACGCCGGGCAUGGGGAUGAAUACACCAUUGUCCAUGCCGCACUCUAUUCAUAGCCUGCACGCGCAGGAUCCCAUGAUGCAUCUCCAGCACUUUAACCCUCACCUCUUACACCAACCUCAUGUAUUUCACGACCCGUUCCACCAGCAAGCACCCGUGCAUGUGCCGCCACCACAGCAACCACAGGCUUUUGCACCCCAGCAGUUUCUUCAACAUCAGGAUUCUGGCUACGUCGCAAUGGACGACACCCCGCAAAAGACCACCCCGACACAGCUUGAGAUGGGAGGCCAGCGACAGUUGAGCAGGGGCCGUUCUAUCCAGCAGUCCAUGCCAGGCAUGGUUGGAAUGACUAGCCUACCAAUGGGCGAGCAAUUUCGAUUCCAUACCACGCUGAAUGCGCCCACAGCAAUGGUUCGACAUGCAGACGAAAUUCCCAUCACCUACCUCAAUAAAGGCCAGGCUUAUACCAUGUCGAUUUGGGACCAGACUCCGCCCAUGACACAACUUCCCGGAAACACACCUUUCCAGUACCGCACCUAUGUCCGAGUUUCGUUCGAGGACGAACAACAGCGUGCUCGCCCGGGGUCUUGUUGGCAACUGUGGAAAGAAGGUCGCGGCUCAAAUGAGGCCCACCAGCGCGGAGGCAGGCUUCUUGCCGUAGAAUACGUGGAACCCGAAUUGGGCGAUGAUGAACUGCGGAAAGCGCAGGUCCAACUUGAAAAGGCGUCUUUUGACGGCUUUGCAGUGACAUGGUUUCCUGACUCUGUGAAUGGUGGCCCGGAUUGCAAUAUCUCGCUGCGCUUCAAUUUUCUUUCGACAGACUUCAGCCACUCCAAGGGCGUCAAAGGCAUCCCGGUUAGAUUGUGCGCGAAAACCGAGCUCCUCAGCCCGACCGGCACCGGUAACGAACCAGAAGUAUGCUUCUCCAAAGUCAAGCUCUUCCGAGAUCAUGGCGCGGAAAGGAAGCUCUCGAACGAUGUCGCGCACGUGAAGAAGACAAUUGAAAAAUUGAAGCAACAAAUUGCCCAAGCUGAAGCAGGUUUGGUGAAUUCUGGCAAGAGGAGAAGAAGCGGAUCCGUGGCCAAACCUUCCGGUUCUCGACCAGGCAAAGUCGUCAAGCACAAGCGAACUUGGUCAGUGGACUCUGAGAGCGAGGGCCUCAAGUUCUCCGCUGAGGAAGACCUUCAGAUGAAGCUGGUCAGCAUGCAGGAUAUGUUCUCUUCGACGAGGCCCAUUAGUGUGCUCUUCCUUCGAGGCGAUGCAGAGGACGAUCCGGAUCUACAUCCGGUCAAAUUACCUGGUGACGAUCCUGACAUGAAGGAAAUCGUCAGGACAACGACUUGGGAGUCACGCCCAAGCGUUUCAGACUCACCCACAUCCAAUGCCGGGUCUCCAAGUACGAGUUCGGCAUCCCAGGCAACUCCGAAGAAGAAAUUUUCGCAGUUGCAACAUUCGGCGAUUCAAGAAGAGGGUGAAAGCGAGGCUGAAAAUAGGCCAACGACCUCGACGUCGAGGCUUAUCAAGAUACCGAAGACGGAACCUGACUCGGCAUCAAAAAAAGACCUAUUUGCGGUCGACGUGGACAGUAGUUACCAUCCGCCAAUUGAGAAACCAAUCCGACCAGUGGCAUGUUUUUAUGUGCGUCAGAAAGAUGCGGCCAAAGAAUAUUAUCGGGCGGUCUAUCUGAUGGAAAGAACGGUCAAGGCUUUAAUUCAUGGCAUCGCGGAGAAAUUCAACAUAGAUGCUUAUCGGGUCACCCAAGUGACCCAUAUCAACUCCCGAGGACUACAUAUCAUUGUCGACGAAGAUGUCGUCCGAGAACUGGCCGAAGGACAGGACAUGGUUGUCGAAUUCACCCCAGGCCAGCCCGAUUCAUCCCAGAAACAAGAAUUUGUUGCCCGAUCCAGCACCGAAGUCAUGGUGGAUGGUGACAUUGGACCUACCGACACGUCGAUCCUGGAUCCUCUGGAGAUGUGGCUGAAUUAUUGA